CGGCAAGGUCGGCCAGGAGAGGAGGCGUGGUGUCCCGUGGCCGGCUGGGACUUCGUGGAGCCGAGCCGCCGGGACUACAGGAUGGGCUGAGGCGGCAGCGGCUCUCAGGACGAGAAGCCAGGCUUGAAAAUGGAGAUGUAUGAAACUCUUGGAAAAGUGGGAGAGGGAAGUUACGGAACGGUCAUGAAAUGCAAACACAAGGAUACUGGGCGGAUAGUGGCCAUUAAGAUAUUCUAUGAGAAACCAGAAAAAUCUGUCAACAAAAUUGCAACGAGAGAAAUAAAGUUUCUAAAGCAAUUUCGGCAUGAAAACCUGGUCAAUCUGAUUGAAGUUUUUAGACAAAAAAAGAAAAUUCAUUUGGUAUUUGAAUUUAUUGACCACACAGUCUUAGAUGAGUUACAGCAUUACUGUCACGGACUAGAGAGUAAGCGACUGAGAAAGUACUUGUUCCAGAUUCUUCGAGCAAUUGAGUAUCUUCACAAUAAUAAUAUUAUCCAUCGAGAUAUAAAGCCUGAAAAUAUUUUAGUCUCCCAGUCAGGAAUUACUAAACUCUGUGAUUUUGGGUUUGCAAGGACACUAGCGGCUCCUGGGGAUGUGUACACAGACUAUGUGGCCACACGCUGGUACAGAGCUCCAGAACUGGUGUUAAAAGACACCUCUUAUGGAAAACCAGUGGACAUCUGGGCUUUGGGCUGUAUGAUCAUUGAGAUGGCCACUGGUAAUCCCUACCUUCCUAGCAGUUCAGAUUUGGAUUUGCUCCACAAGAUUGUUUUAAAAGUAGGCAACCUGACGCCGCACCUGCACAAUAUCUUUUCCAAGAGUCCCAUCUUUGCCGGGGUGGUUCUUCCUCAAGUUCAACACCCAAAGAAUGCAAGAAAGAAAUACCCAAAGCUCAACGGAUUGCUGGCAGAGAUAGUUCAUGCUUGUUUACAAAUUGACCCUGCAGAGAGGACAUCAUCUACUGAUCUUUUGCAUCAUGAUUACUUUACUAGAGAUGGAUUUAUUGAGAAAUUCAUACCAGAGCUGAGAGCUAAAUUAUUACAAGAAGCAAAGGUUAAUUCCUUCAUAAAGCCAAGAGAGAAUUUUAAAGAAAAUGAACCUGUCAGAGAUGAGGGGAAACCAGUUUUUACCAACACGCUGCUUUAUGGAAACUCAUCACUUUAUGGAAAGGAAAUGGACAAAGACAAAAGGCCCAAGGAGAUCAAAGUCCGAGUUAUUAAAGUCAAGGGAGGGAAAGGAGAUGUCCCAGACCUGAAAAAGAUAGAGUGUGAAGGGGACCACCGGCAGCAGGGCCCAGCCGAUGACACGCACAGCUCGUCUCAGGACAGAAAGCCUGCCGUCGCCGAAGUGCCAAACCCUGUCAACCCCGGCACGAACUCUGAUGGUGUCAAAGAAGACCCACAUGCUGGAGGCUGUAUGAUAAUGCCACCCAUCAACCUGACAAGCAGUAAUCUGAUGGCUGCAAAUCUCAAUUCCAACCUCUCCCACCCCAGUUCACGGUUAACUGAAAGAGCAAAAAAGAGACGCACUUCUUCACAAGUCAUUGGACAAACUUUGUCUAAUAGCAGACAAGAGGACACAGGUCCCACGCAAAGCCAAGUGGAGAAAGGCGUAUUUAAUGAUCGAACAAGUCAGAGUGACCAAAUGGCAAGUGGAAACAAAAGAAAGCUGAAUUUUUCCAGAUGCGACCGGAAGGAAUUCCAUUUCCCUGAACUGCCAUUCACAAUACAGGCAAAGGAGAUGAAAGGAACGGAAGUUAAACAGAUUAAAGUGCUGAAGAGAGAGUCAAAGAAAACAGAUUCACCUAAAAUACCAACUUUACUUACUGUGGACCCAAAUCAAGAAAAACAAGAGAAUGUAGGUCAUAAGGCAGAUCCACCACUGAGGUGACUCUAAGAAGCUUGGGAAAAGAUCUCGGCACUCGGGGGAAUGGAAAGGCCUGAAUUGGCGUUUAUAAAUGGUGGAGGGAGUUGAGUAGGCAUGCUAGAAUACAUGUACUGUGUAAAGCCAGAUGCCCAAACAGAGAACUGUUCCACAUGAGGCUACAGAAGGCAGCACCCACUCACCGAGGCCAUUAAGGAAGUCCCGCCACACAGCAGUGCAAGCCUUGAAUGCUGAAAACCAUAGCAACAGACACUGAUGCUUUCCCAGAGAAGACCAACCAAGUCCUUCAUGUCAGCCUCCUCUGUCCUGGGAGAACUUGGAUUUCAUACUCAUGGGGACAGUAUAGAGCCUGUGUGUAGCUGUGUCUUGACUGCAUGUGGAUUCUUACCUGGGGUUCGUAGAAUAAUUAAUCCCUGGAUAUGGAAUCCCACACAACCCAGCACUGGACCUCUUCACAGUGAAGGAGGUAGGGAGUGCUCUUGAUCAUGGUGUUCACUGGUGCUGUCACAUGGAGUCCCACCUAAGGCAUCCAGCCUUGUGGAAUGCUGGGCCAGCCUUUAUACGCCAGAGCAAAUCUAUGACAAGAAUGCUGGGCUAUUCUGUGGGCUGUGCAUUAAGUCAGAGACCUUUUAGAGUGCUGGGUCCCCAGCAGGCAGGAUACUUGAGUCUGGGAAUCUCGGAAUGGAACCAGAAGUAGUUCCACUGACCAUCACUCCCAACAUUGGGGUUGACACCCCCAAUUUAGAGGGCUUUGUGCUCCCAUACCUGUAAUCUUGGGCUUUGGAGACUUGGAAUUCCUUAUCUCCAGAAGGCACACUGCUGUCAGGUCAGCAAGAGUCCCAUUUAAAGUUACAGCUGCCACGGCGUUCCUUGUGUAGGGACCGGCAGACAGGAAGAAAGUCACCGUUCUGAUGGAGAGAGAGCAUGUUGCUGUGGUCAGCCAGAUGAGGUGAUCAGCUGUGACACAGACAAGACAGAGUGGUGUGUGUGCUGAACCCAAAGUCACCGUGUCCGUGCCUCUUGCUAUUACUGCACACUUCCGGUAACUACCAAUGAACACUUGUAGCAGCCUCCAACUGAGAAGAUACACUUGCCAAGAGAGUCGGACCACCUAGAAAUGGAGGUUUCCGUACCAUCACAUUUGCCCUGAAAGCUACUAAGGACACAGCUGAGUCAGUUCCAUGGGUCAUGAGAAGGCUGAGGAACUAGCUGCUGGCCUGAGAUGGGAUGUCACUUUCCUGAGUUCCCCUCACGAAUAGGGUAAUGGGAACCAUGGACAUGCCCCUCUCCACAUCUGGAGUAGAUGCAUUGUGGUGGGUAUUUGGAGGCCUCCAAAAUGUACCUCUUGGAUUCUGGGGGAGAACAUUGUUGCCUGAUGGCCUCGGCUGCUGCACUCUGCGGCUCAUCACUACAUUUUCUCCGAGGCCACACUGCCUGUGUUCAUCUCUGACUAUGUCUUCCACUUGGCCUGCCUGCCUUCCACAAGGGUUGGCUCUGCAUUGCAGCCGUACCCUUCCGGCCGCCCCUGGCUCCUUUCCCACUGUCUUACUGCAGUUCCUUUGACAAAUGUCUUAGGUCAAGUCCUCUUCUUGCCAUAUGGCUUUUUGUACACUCAAGCUGACAAACUCUGCCAAGGGUGGAAUUUACAAAGCCAACCAAAGAAUCAAAGACUAUGCUUGCCUUGUAUGCAUGAGACCCUGAGCUGAUAUCCUCCAACACCCCAGAUCCAAACAGAACUUUCUAGAGUUAAAAAUGUAAUAGCUUAAUACAAAAGAAGAAAGAAUGUAUCUCCUAAGACUGCGGUAGAAAGCGUCCAAAUUAAGUAAUAAAGAUUGAAAUGAAAUGAAACAAAAUAAAAUAACAAAACUGGACGGGGAGUGAAGUUGGGACAAUAUUUAGGUAACAUUCUCUUGAAUUGCAGAAAGAAGAGAAAGGGCAGAAAAAAUGAUGGCUGAAAUGUUUCCAAAUGUGAGAAAAACUGUCCAUCUGUCUAUCUGGAGAGAUUUAAACUGCUAAGAAUUAAGAGUAUUAAAAUGAGCACAAAUCACAAGAUAUGGAGGCACUCAUCUAUGACCAUGUCACUUUGAAUGUGACUGAUUUCAGAAGCUGUGUGGUGUUGGCCCUCGAGGAUACUUGGAUGGAUGAAGGGGAUAUGCCACGCCACAGGAGGUGUGUGGUGAAACACCAGGGCUGACCAGGAGGUCUGGUGCAUGAAGGGAAACCAGGCCAGACUGUUUACUAUGGCGUCUUGGGAAGUAACAGGAGAGAUGGGGUGAGAUAUUUUAGGAUGGCGGUUUGUCUUAAGACAGGGUCUUGCUGUGGCUGACUUGGUACUUGAUACACAGCCCAGGUUGGCCUUGAACUCGUGAGCCUCCUGUGUCAGCCUCCUGAGUGCUGGGAAUACAGAUGUGUGCAAUUUCCUUGGCUAGAAUUGGCUGGUUUGAGUCAUUUUGGUGGAUUUGGGGUGAUGCGGCUCUCUUGCGUUGUCUCCUGGCUGGUGGGUGUGGUUACAGUGGUAGAGAAUGCUCUGAGUGUAAGAGGUUGGAGAAAAGGUGUCUGAGCAUAGGCUGUGGGGGAGUUGUUUGCCCUGAAUGGCACAGUUUCAAGUGAGGCCUGCACUCUCUCUAGGAAUUGCCUCAAGCUGGGACAGGAGUCGAGCAAUAGUCCCUUGAGGAUAAGGAAGACUGUCGUGUCAAACAUCAGAAAUACAGAAAAUAUAGUCUAUUGAGAGGCUGUGGAGAACAUCUAAAGUGGUGGAAAACAGCUUCCAAAAUGAAAACAUCUAUCUUCAAAUCAUAUAUCUGAUAAGAGACUGACAUCUUCAUAGAAUAUAUGAAGAAAUCUACAACUCAACAUAAGUACUGUGUUAGUUGGUUUUUAUUUUGAAGAGGGACCCUCAGUGAGGAGUUUCCUGGAUCACAUUGGUCUUGACUGAUGAUUGACAUGAGCAGACCUAACCCAUAAUGGGUGGCACCACCCCUAAGCCAGCCAGUAAGCUGCCUUCUUCUGUGACUCCUGUACCAGGUCCCUGCCUGGGGCUCCUGCUCUGACUUCCCCCAGUGAUAGGCUGUUUUCAAAAAGGAUUAGCUGAAAUUGACCCUUUCUUUCCCAAGGUGGCUUUUGUAUGUUUGUUUGUUUUUGUUUUUUCUUAUAGUGUUUGUCACAGCUCAGAAAGCAAACUCAGACAACUUAUCUGAUUUUAAAAAUGAGCAAAGGACACCGACCCUAUCAGACUAGGGCCCUAUCCUUACAACUUCAGUUAGCCUUAAUUACUUCAGCAAAAACCCUGUCUGCAAAACCGGUCCACAUCUGACAAGAGUGGGGACGGGUGGGUUACAGCUCAGCCCAUGCAAAUUCCUUUGCUCACUUAAUGGACGUUUAUUUUCUCGUAAUUCUGGAGGCUGGGGGACCCAUGAUCAGUGUCAGCCUGGAAAGGGACUGGUAAGGGCUCUCCUGGUUAGCAGGUGUUCACUGUUCACGGUGUACUCACAUGGCCCUUCCUCAGAGCAUGCUCAGUCGUGUUCUGUUGUUAAUCUACACCUUGAAUGAUUCUGUGUAUGAGUGUGGGUUAUGGAAACCCACACUCAUUUAGACAGGACCUGAAUAGACCUUUCUCUGAGAAAGAUGUACAGGUGGGCAGUAUCUUCAGUAAGCUCAAUAUUUUUAGUUCUCAGAGAAACACACAUCAAGCCUCAAAUUGGGUACAACUCUACCAUCCCCUAGGCUAGACAGAAUUAGAAGGUCAGUUAAUGACAAACACUGGUCAGAACCUGGAGAAACUGGAAUCUUCAUACACCCUGCAGAUGGGUUAUAGAGUGAUUCGAGUGUUUUGGAAAAAAGUCUGGUCAGUCCUCAACUGCUUGCAGAGAAGUUCUACUCCUGUAUGUGUCCAGUAAGAAGUGAAAGUAUGCGUCUACAAAGAAACAGGAGCUAAACUGUGUCAAACAACCCAUGCAAUAGAGUAACAUUUGCUCCUAAAAAGAGUAAAGAGGCUGCAGGAUGGCUCAGCAGGUAAGAUGCUUGCUGUCCAAGCCUGGUGACCUGAGUGUGAUCCCCAGAGGGAGAGAAUCAACUUCAUAAUUGUCUUCUGAUCCCCAAAUGCAUACCGUGAUACAUGUACCACCCCUCCACAUCACACGUGUGUUCACACACACACACAAUAAUAAUAGCAUUUUAAGGAACUUACUGAUGCAUGCUACAAUAUGGAAUAACCUCAAAAAAAAAGUGAAAGAGAGCCAGGUUUGGUGGUGCACAUUUUUAAUCCCAUCACUCAGGAGGCAGAAGCAGGUGGAUGUCUGAGUUCGAGGCCAGAUUGGUCUACAGAGUGAGUCCGGGGGCAGGCAAGGCUGCAGAGUGAUGCCUUGUCUCAGAAAACCGAAAAAAAAAAAGGAAAAAAAAAAGAAAGGAAGGAAGGGAGAAAAGAAAGUUACAAGAGCUACUUACUUAUUAUUACAACUCUGUUCAUGUGAGGUGUCCAGUUUAGGGAAAUGUAGCAGGGCAGAAUACAGGUUAGCAGUUGUUUUUGGCUCAAUAUAAAUGCGAUGUGUGUGGAAACUGAUGUUCCAACCAUGUAAAUGGUUACAGUAGAUAUAAAUGGUUCAGGAAGGAAAAGAAUAUGAUCAAAACAGUAUGCAAAAAUUUUAAAUACAGCCGGGCGGUGGUGGCGCACGCCUUUAAUCCCAGCACUCGGGAGGCAGAGGCAGGUGGAUCUCUGUGAGUUCGAGGCCAGCCUGGUCUACCAAGUGAGUUCCAGGAAAGGCGCAAAGCUACACAGAGAAACCCUGUCUUGAAAAAAAGAAAAAAAAAUUUUAAAUACAUAAAUGGUUCAAAUACUCCGGCAACAAAACCGAGAAUUAUCCAGUUGAAAAAGAGUACGAUUCACUAGUAGUUAGACUACGAGAAACAUGCUUCGGUGUGAAGAUGCAUUAUAAAGGGAAAGGCAGGGGAAAGCAUGCUGACAGCAGUCAUUGGAGAACUGAAGUGUCUUAUCUGACUGAGUCUAGUCCUGGACAAAGAACGCAGCGAUAGAGAUUUGCCAAUGAUAAACAAUCCAUUCUUAACAUGCAACUAUUUCAA
Peromyscus californicus insignis is the source of this 6960-nucleotide messenger RNA. RefSeq names its product cyclin dependent kinase like 3 (gene Cdkl3). NCBI's taxonomy places the organism in Eukaryota, Metazoa, Chordata, Mammalia, Rodentia, Cricetidae. Gene Ontology annotation, molecular function: cyclin-dependent protein serine/threonine kinase activity; ATP binding. The record is from RefSeq and is a predicted model, not a curated record. The transcript has 13 exons. Bases 130 to 1890 code for a protein of 586 amino acids. Gene Ontology annotation, cellular component: nucleus. Gene Ontology annotation, biological process: dendrite extension; negative regulation of axon extension; positive regulation of dendrite morphogenesis.